Molecule: messenger RNA, 1662 nt
Organism: Closterium sp. Yama58-4
Lineage: Eukaryota; Viridiplantae; Streptophyta; Zygnematophyceae; Desmidiales; Closteriaceae
Source: the annotation of a GenBank genome assembly
AUGCUUCCGCCGAACCUUCCGCCACGGCCGCGGCGCGGGCGGGAGCGGAAGCGGAAGCAGCGGUUUCGGCUUCGUGCGGUCGGGGGGAAGCGCGUACAUGCCGCCCACGACGAGGACGACGAUACAGCGGAUAUCGAAUGCCGCGAUGACGGGGACGCGGGGGGCGCCACUACCACUGGUUUCGGGGAAGGAGAAGACGACGAGGGAAACCGACGAGCGGCGGCGGCGGAAGAGGAGGAGGAGGAUCCUCUCGACGCGUUCAUGUCGGGCAUCGAGCGGAAGGUGAAGGAGGACGCGGUCGCCGCCACCACUCGCGCAGCAGCGGCGGCGGCGGGCGCGAAGGGCGGGGGGUCGGGAGAAGCGGCAAAGCCGGAGCGCGCGGAGGAGGAGGAGGCGGAUCUGCUCGACUCGUUCCUCCGCGCGCGCAAGAGCGCGGGGAUGUUGGUGGCGGCGGAGGCGGUGAUGGGGCGCGGGUACGACUCGGACGAGGAGGUCUACGCCGCCGCCAAGGCCGUCGACGCCGCUGCCGCCGCCGCCGCCGCCGCAGGUGCUGCGGGCGGCGUGGCUGGGUCCGCGUUAGAGAACGACUUGGACGAUAAUCCGAUAGUGGCCAACUCGCAGCCGACGUGGCGGCGCGGCUCGCGUCGCUCUCAAUCCGCACGUCGGGCUUCGACGUGCCGCGGCCGAUCAGUGCGUUCGCGCACGCCGCGCCCCCCCCCGCUGAUGGGCGCAGUGCGCAAGCACGGCUACUCCGCGCCCACGCCCAUCCAGUCCGCCGCGCUCCCCAUCAUCCUCAGCGGCCGUGACGUCAUCGGCGUCGCGAAAACCGGCUCCGGAAAAACCGCCGCGUUCAUCGCGCUGAUCUGCGCGCCGACGCGCGAGCUGGCCGCGCAGAUCCACGCGGAGGCGAGACGAUUCGCGAAACCCCUAAACCUCCGUGUCGCGGGCGUGUUCGGCGGGAUGUCGAAAUUCGACCAGUUUAAAGAGCUCAAGGGCGGGGUGGAGGUGGUGGUGGCGACGCCCGGGCGGCUGAUCGACAUGCUCAAGAUGAAGGCGCUGUCGCUGCGACGCUGCACGUUUCUGGUGCUGGACGAGGCUGAUAUGAUGUUCCACCUGGGCUUCGAACCACAGGUGCGGGCCAUCGUGGCGCAGAUCCGCCCUGACCGCCAGACGCUGCUCUUCUCCGCCACCAUGCCGCGCCGCAUCGAGCGCCUCGCCCGCCACGUGCUCACCCACCCCGUGCGCAUCACCGUUGGGGAGGUGGGCGCUGCCAACGCCGACAAGCAGCGUCUGGAGUUUCGCCACAAGCUGUUCGCCCUGAGGGAGGACCGAGUCAUGCCGCCCGCCACCUUCGCCCACCUCGUCAGCUCCAUCCUCUACGAGCGCAGUGAGGAGUGCCCCGAGUUUGGUGUAGCGGGGACGGCGGACGAGUCGUUGUUCGGCGCAUGCGAGUCGUACUGGCAGCCGAGGCUGCAGCCGGAGGAGCUUUUUGAAACCAUUUCCCAGGCGCUGCUGGCCGCUGUGGACAGGGACGCGCUCAGUGGAUGGGGGGCUACUGUCCAUGUCAUUACUCUUGACAAAAUUACGGUAUUACUCGCACACUUGAAGGCCGGAUGGAUUGAUGGCUCGAGAUGGGGAGAUGGAACACUUUUGUGUUUCUAG